AUGAAAAAGGGCGAUGAUAAUGAUGCUACAACUUUUCUACAAGCUUUUCCAUUCUCACUAGAGGAUCAAACAAAAUCAUGGUUAUAUUAUCUCUCUUCCGGAAGUAUUACCACAUGGACCAGAAUGAAAAAACUAUUUUUAAAGAAGUAUUUUCAUGCUUCUAAAGCUGCAGCUAUUCGUAAGGAAACCAGUAGCAUUGAACAAAUCUCUGGACAAUCUUUGUACGACUAUUGGGAGAGGUACAAGAGAUUAUUGGCGAGUUAUCCACACCAUCAGAUACCACCACAACUUAUCAUCACACACUUGUAUGAGGGGUUACUACUGCAUGAGAGACAUUUGAUUGAUGCGGCUAGCAGUGAUGCAUUGGCUAAUAAAACCAUCGAGGAGGCUACUAGUUUGAUCGAGAGCAUGGCUGUAAAUACGCAACAAUUUUAUACUAGAGAUUCAUCGGUGGUUAGAAGAGUUAGUGAAAUGGGAGAUUCUUCGCAUAUUGAGCAACAAAUGGGUAGUGUGGAAAAGAUGGUUGAACGGAUAGCUUCUGCAGUUAUUCCUACAUAUGACGAUGAUGCCGAGGUGAAUGUUAUAUUUCCUAAUCAAAGGAAAAGACAAGGUGGUUUCCAGCAACAAUUCCGACCACAACCUCAAGCUCCGAAGGAGGACACUUCAGAGAAAACGAUCACCAUGAUGCAAGGUCUCACAUAUAUGUUUCAACAGAAUCAACAAAAGAAUGAUGCGGAUAUUAAAGAAUUGCAAACUCAAAUGGGGCAAUUGGCUACAACAGUGGGUAAGUUGGAAGCACAAGCAUCAACAAAGUUACCAUCUCAAUCGUUCGUGAAUCCAAGAGAGCACGUUAAUGCGGUUACAUUAAGGAGCGAAAGACAAAUAGAAGACUCAACUCUGGAUACAGGGGCAGUACGCGUACCUAGUAACGACAUCGAAUAG
Messenger RNA from Papaver somniferum (opium poppy), 942 nucleotides. RefSeq lists its product as uncharacterized. The transcript has 2 exons. Lineage: Eukaryota; Viridiplantae; Streptophyta; Magnoliopsida; Ranunculales; Papaveraceae. The record is from RefSeq and is a predicted model, not a curated record. The coding region runs from base 1 to 942 and encodes 313 amino acids.